Sorex fumeus (smoky shrew) is the source of this 3588-nucleotide messenger RNA. RefSeq names its product Src like adaptor (gene SLA). The transcript is spliced from 10 exons. NCBI's taxonomy places the organism in Eukaryota, Metazoa, Chordata, Mammalia, Eulipotyphla, Soricidae. The record is from RefSeq and is a predicted model, not a curated record. The coding region runs from base 1018 to 1851 and encodes 277 amino acids. Gene Ontology annotation, molecular function: protein binding.
GCCCUCCCCCUCCGUGCUCCCCGCGGGCUGGGGGUGGGGGAGCACUCCACCUGCUUCCGGAAGAGGCCAACUCCUGGCCAAGCUCAGGGGCACAAUUUGGAUUUUGCUCGCUUUCCUUGGAGGUGCUCAGAGGGGGGGAAAGACAGAACAUUGCAUCUUGGAACAAAUCUGCUUUUCAUCAUGCAAAUGAAUGCCCAGUUAACGUAGGCAGACUGUCAGUUUCACUAGUUAGAAAGGGAGAGAGAGAGGAAAGGGGGAAAAAUUCCCACCGAGGCGACUGAUGAAGAAUUUCGACAGAAAGCUGCUACUUCAAAAAUAAGAUCCUUCUCUGAGCACAGAGCCUCAGGAGGCGUCCCAGGCAGCCUGAAUGCUCCACGGUGCAGGUUACACACUGAAGUUUCCAAGGAACAUUUGCUAAGCUCAACCCUUGAGCAAAUACACAAUGAGGACUGAGGUGCUGAGCUGAGGAAUCAGAGUGUUUGGCUGCAAGUCCCUGGAAAAUAGAACUGUGGAAACUGGCAUGUCAGGACACAGCCCAUGUACGGCGCCUGGUACGCACUCAGUAUCAGCUUGAGUUUGCCAGAGGAAAGAAGGAACAAGUCAGUGAACCAUGAAGUGCAUGCCCAAAUAAAUCACAAUGUUCUUGACUUCACGAACUCCUUAGGAGGCAAGAGAGAGAAGCCUGUCCAGAGUGGCUGAAAACAGGAACUGUCACCGCUGUGAGUCCCCUGCCUUCCUUGUUUCUAACAGAGGAAGUGUGCAGCUGGUUUAGCAACUGCUGGGCUUGAUAGCAUGGGCUUCUCUACACCCUGGGGAGCAGGCUUACUUCAACAGAGCAGCAGCAGCUGAUGGAGAAGUGGUGAUGGUGCUCCUCCUUGCAGUCCCCUUCAUCUGAUCCUGGGGAUACCAUGCCCGACUUCUGAAGGUCACUUGCCACCCCGAAGGCUCAGUGCCUGGCUGCCACUCCCUGCGUGUCUCCUGUGCCAGAGGCUUCAAGCCCGCCGCCGAGAGCGAGCCAUGGGCAACAGCAUGAGAUCCACACCAGCACCUCCCGAGAGGCCUCUGUCCGGCCCCGCUGGACUGGACAGUGAUUUCCUCGCUGUACUGAAUGAUUACCCAUCUCCUGACAUCAGUCCCCCAAUAUUCCGUCGAGGGGAGAAACUGCGUGUGAUUUCUGAUGAAGGGGGCUGGUGGAAAGCCAUUUCUCUUAGCACUGGUCGAGAGAGUUAUAUUCCUGGAAUCUGUGUGGCUAGAGUUUACCAUGGCUGGCUGUUUGAAGGGUUGGGCAGAGACAAAGCUGAGGAGCUGCUGCAGCUGCCAGACACCAAGAUCGGCUCCUUCAUGAUCAGAGAGAGUGAGACGAAGAAAGGUUUUUAUUCACUCUCAGUGAGACACCGACAGGUGAAACACUAUCGAAUCUUCCGCCUGCCCAACAACUGGUAUUAUAUUUCCCCAAGACUCACCUUCCAGUGUCUGGAAGACCUCGUAAAUCAUUAUUCUGAAGUUGCUGAUGGUCUUUGCUGUGUCCUGACCACCCCGUGCCUCACUCAGAGCACUGCCACACCUUCCCUGAGGGCUCCUAACUCCCCAGUCACCUUGCGCCAGAAGACCUUUGACUGGAAGAGGGUGUCCAGACUUCAAGAGGACUCGGAUCCCGAGGGAGCAGGCAACCCCCUUGGAGUGGACGAGUCUCUUUUCAGCUAUGGCCUUCGGGAAAGCAUUGCCUCCUACCUAUCCCUGACCAGUGAGGACGGUGCUUCCUUUGACCGCAAGAAGAAAAGCGUCUCCUUAAUGUAUAGUGGAAGCAAGAGGAAAAGCGCCUUCUUCUCCCCACCGUACUUUGAGGACUAGCCAAGUAUGGAGAGGUGGCGUGUGCCCACAAAGAGGAGCAGAGGUUGAGACUACUGUUCCCUGGUUCGCCCAGAGAGCCAUGCUUCCCCAGUCCUGGAGAGCCUCCUGUCUCUUAGCAGCCAAGAGAAGUCACAUGGAGGCUUGAACUCACAUCUUCUCUAUCCACAUCAUGACCCAGGGAAUCCCUGCCUGGGGUCUGAGCAGGACCAUCGUGUCACACCAUGUUGAGGCGUGAUGGAAUUGAGCAACAUUUCAGAAUGUCUCAGUGUAUGUCAGUCUUGUUCUGUUUGUUAAGAAAGACCCUGAUCUGCUCUCACAAGAAAGGGCACAACACAAGGUACAUUCUCCAACAAACUGUCCAGAGAGUUACAUCUUGGGUGCAUCAGAGAGCACUUCUGAACGAGAAAAUUCCAGGAAGAUGAGCCUGGAACUGAGGCUUGGUGGGUGUCUGGAUUUGAAAAUUAGUCCCCUGCAUUGAACUUUUUAAAACCAAUGCAUACGGAGAAUCUUUGGUAGGCUCUCUCCCUUUCAAGGGAGAUUGGUGACACUAAACAGAAACCUCUUAUGAUUCAGCAGAUCCCUUUGACCUAUUCACACCCAGGCCACAUAGCAGAAGCUGGAGUAUCUUUUUUCCGCAGCGAGCAAGGCACAUAAAGGUCAGGGAGCUGCUGAUGGAGAAAUGUUAGGGUGGUCUUGAGACUGCAAACUUUCAUGAGGCCCCCAACUACGGCUUUACAUCAGCACAGAAUCAAGCUGUUUCUUGAGAUAUGAAGACUUCUGCUUACAUUGAUGUAUCAAUCACUCAUUCACAAUUGUCCCCAAUAGACACUGUGUUAAGUAUGUGUAGAUUUGACGGUGAAAAAAAAAAAAGCGAAUAAGCCCCAGAUCCCAGCAAUAUAAAAUAAGGAGAAAAUUGAUAUGCUGAAAAUUCAGCUGAGUUGGGGUAAAAUAAGGAGUUCUUGUUUCAGCAGGACAUCCAGAAAAGAAGAGGGAUGGAAGAUUUGAAUAGGCAAGCACAGUUAGGUUCAUUAGAAAAAAAAGAAAAUUGAUAAGUUUGAAAGACUAAUUCAUCCAGUUAUGUUAAAAAGAGUCUGAUGUUCACAUGAAUAAAAAUGCUGAGCUCUGGGAAAGAAGGAAGCCAGAGUAGCUAAAUUCUGUCAUGUUAUUUUAAGAGAUGAGAGAGAAAUCACCGUAAAGAUGUAAAGAAGUAUUUAUCUCCAGGAUGCUCUGCUCCUUUUGAUCCUGUUGGAAAGUUGCUACAGAUGAAUCCAUGACUCAUUCUUCCCAGUUGCACAGGGAUUUGGGGGGGAGGUGGGCAGGGCAUGGUCUCACUAGCUGCCUGAUAGGAGAAGUCUGUUCUAUAUAUGCAUUCCGUGGAUCUGAGAUCAUUGUACUAGUGGCCUGUGGAUAUGCAUUUUCAUGCUGCCUGUUCCAUGAGAUUCCAGCAUAUUUAUACAAGGAGACUUUUGUGGUUUCCUCAACAAUCCCAAAGAAACUGGCUAAGACAUGAGAAACAAAUGUAACUGUGUGGAUCUUUACUUCCACCGUCAGGCAGAUGACAUCACAAGUUCCAGAUAUUUGUACAGUGUCCUGUGAAUUAGUUUUCAUUGUGACAGAUGGGGUCAGAACACUUGGGGAGUCCCCGGAGGGACUUCUACAAGGGGGAAGCAUUAUUCUUUGUUAAAUCAUGUAUUUAUUCCUGAUUUAAAUAAGCCUAAUAAAUAUUUAACUCUUUGA